AUGGGUGCGACCGGGCGCUGCCGCGGCACGUCCACGCCCCGCAUGUCCUGGGACGCCCUGGAUGCCGCCCUGGCCACGCGGCAGCCAGGCGUGGUGGACGCGCUACUAGAGGAGCUCGCCGCCCGCGGCGGCCUGCACGCGGCGCUCGCCGGCCGCGGCGCCGCGGGGCUGCUGCCGCUGCUGCGGCACCUCGCCAGGUACAUCACCGACCCCCGCCACGCCGCCACCCUGGCGGGCGUCGCGGCGCGCGUCAUCGAUAUAUACACGCCCAUCGUGCUCACAGAUGCAGGGGUGGAUGCCGCGCUGGGCCUGCUGCGCGACGCGUUGGCUGCUGAGGUGGCGCUGCAGGCCGACCUGAUGGCCAUCCAGGGGGCCAUAGAGCCCAUUCUGGCCGCGGGACUCGCAGCGGCGCCCGCGGCCGCGGCGGCGCGGUAG
This is a messenger RNA of Monoraphidium neglectum, 435 nucleotides long. RefSeq lists its product as hypothetical. The transcript is spliced from 4 exons. The coding region runs from base 1 to 435 and encodes 144 amino acids. Gene Ontology annotation, biological process: rRNA processing; positive regulation of transcription by RNA polymerase I. Gene Ontology annotation, cellular component: nucleolus. The record is from RefSeq and is a predicted model, not a curated record. Lineage: Eukaryota; Viridiplantae; Chlorophyta; Chlorophyceae; Sphaeropleales; Selenastraceae.